AUGGCUGCUGCUAUUGCUCCCAUUGUGGUAGAAGCUAUGAUAUCAUCGUUGAUGUCAACCGGUGCUCCCAAUGUCCCAUGGGGAGAUUAUAUUGGCAUCAGACUUCGGGAAAAUGAAUUUGACCCAAAAGGAAGAAGGCAACUCACCUUUCUAGAUGAUAUGGCACACUAUGACUUGGCCAUCAAUGUUGCUUUGCAAUGGCUGGAUCACUCAGAAGACUUAACUUGGCUGGAGUGGGAGAAAGUGAAAAUGCCAUUUCAUGACAGACCUGUAUAUCCAAACCGGAAAGAAAGAGAAGCAAUGAUUUUAUCAUCUUACGCUGGAAUCUUAAUGAACAGUAUCCCAAUUGAGGAAGUCUUUAAAAUAUACGGAGCUGAUUCUUCUACCAAUUCUGGGGCUACUAAGGUUCCCCGAGCCUCACCUUUCCGCCUCUCCUUGCAUCCCUUCGCCAUGUUAACAGCACCCAAAGCAGCAGAAUACGCCCGCAAACAGAGUGUCAAGUUAAGAAGGGGAGCGACAAAUAAAACUGCCACCAGCAGCGAAGCAAAUGCCACAGCGUGGAAAUCAUCAAAAAAUGUAUCUUUGGACACCCAGCCAAAGAACAAAGUCACUUAGAGACUUGGAAUUGCACCUGGAUGUUCAUAAUAAAGUCUCUGGGAGAAGAAAAGAAACAUCAUCCUAACACUGCAAUUCUUGCCAGCACGUUUUUCUUUAUAGUUAGCUUUUGGUGCAAAUUUUAUUGAAGUGUUACUGUGGAUGUUGGGCUUUCUCCUCUUAGAAUCUUAUUGUAUGGCUAUAUUGAGGUUUUUUUAAAAAGUGUAUAUCUUAUGCUACUUCCUUGUAACUGGAAUACCGCAGGUUGGAGAAUUUUGAGAAUAUGUAGUAUUACUAUGUUAGAGCAGACUGGCUUUGCAGCACAUUUCACAAAUGUUUAGCACUGAAUAUUGCAGAGUGGAGGAGUAGGAGGCAGUUUCCCCAAGUUUUGAUCUGAAAUAAAAUGAACCUGUCAUUCA
Molecule: messenger RNA, 1013 nt
Organism: Nyctereutes procyonoides (raccoon dog)
Lineage: Eukaryota; Metazoa; Chordata; Mammalia; Carnivora; Canidae
Gene: CUNH2orf80
Product: chromosome unknown C2orf80 homolog
Exons: 8
Coding region: 1-615 (204 amino acids)
Source: RefSeq, a predicted model, not a curated record